AUGUCGUGUGCCAUGUCCAGGCUCCUUGGACCUUCUUGUACCCCAGUUACUAGGGUAACGGCCACAGAUGCCGACGAUCCAGUGUACGGGAACAGUGCGAAACUGGUCUAUAGCAUACUGGAGGGACAGCCGUAUUUUUCAGUGGACCCGAACUCUGCGACCAUAAAAAUAGCCCUCCACGGGAUGGACCGGGAGAUGAGAGAGGAGUACCUGGUGGUCAUUCAGGCUAAGGACAUGGGUGGUCACAUGGGCGGCUUGUCUGGGACCACGACUGUGACCGUCACGUUAACGGACAUUAACGACAAUCCGCCGAAGUUCUCUAAAAGUUUGUAUGAGUUUGUGAUCCCUGAAGAUCUUCCGAUCGGGAAAAUGGGCGGCAAGGUGAAGGCGAACGAUCGAGAUAUCGGUGAGAAUGCCAAGUCGACGUACAGCAUCAUAGAGGGAGAUGACCAAGGCACGUUUGAGAUUGUUACAGACGCACAGACUCAAGAGGGGAUUCUGAGGCUGAAAAAGCCCUUAGAUUACGAGAGCAAGAGAGCGUACACGCUGAAGGUGGAAGCGACCAACGUUCGCUCGGAGCCCAGCGGCGGCGGGCCCUUUAAGGACACGGCCACCAUGAAGAUAGUGGUGGAGGACUCGGACGAGCCGCCCGUUUUCUCCAAACCCGUGUACCUGCUGGAGGUGAACGAGAACGCCCCCAUCAACUACGUCAUCGGGACGGUCAACGCCAGGGACCCGGACUCCACCGGGAGCCAAGUCAGGUACUUCAUCGACCGCCACACAGAUCUGGAGAGGCAGUUUAACAUUAACGUGGACGACGGGAAGAUCACGCUGGCCAAACCGUUGGACCGGGAGACGGACAUGUGGCACAACAUCACAGUAACCGCCACAGAAGUCAAAAACCACAGUCAGAUAUCGAGGGCGAUUGUGGCCAUCAGAGUAAUGGACAUUAAUGACAAUGCCCCUGAAUUUGCCACCGAAUAUGAGGCCUUUCUGUGUGAAAAUGGAAAGCCUGGACAGGUGAUCCAGACCGUCAGCGCUGUCGAUAAAGAUGACCCAAUCCAAGGCCACUAUUUUGACUAUCGUCUAGUCCCCGAGAUGCUCAACAACCCAAACUUCACCAUCAAAAACAACCAAGACAAUUCGAUCAGCGUUUUGGCCAAGCACGAUACCUUCCGACGACAGAAACAGGAGAUGUACUUCCUGCCCAUCAUCGUGACUGACAACGGGAAUCCGCCGAUGAGUAGCACCAACACCUUGACCAUCAGAGUGUGCGGGUGCAGCAAAGACGGAAUCGUCCAGUCUUGCAAUGUGGAAGCCUACGUUUUACCCAUCGGGCUAAGUAUGGGAGCUCUCAUUGCCAUCCUGGCCUGCAUUAUACUACUGCUGGUAAUAGUAGUACUAUUUGUGACCCUGAGGCGACAUAAGAACGAGCCCCUUAUCAUCAAGGACGACGAAGACGUCCGAGAGAAUAUCAUCCGAUACGACGACGAAGGAGGGGGCGAGGAGGACACGGAAGCGUUCGACAUCGCCACGCUGCAGAACCCGGACGGCAUCAACGGCUACCUGCCGCGUAAGGACAUCAAGCCCGACCUGCAGUUCAUGCCCCGGGCGGGCCAGCACUCGGGCCCGAACGGCGUGGACGUGGACGAGUUCAUAAACGUCCGGCUGCAUGAGGCGGACAACGACCCCACGGCGCCGCCUUACGACUCCAUCCAGAUCUACGGAUACGAGGGCCGGGGGUCCGUCGCCGGCUCCCUCAGCUCCCUGGAGACGGCGUCGUCGGACUCGGACCAGAACUAUGACUAUCUCAGAGAGUGGGGGCCGCGCUUCAGGAGACUUGGGGAGCUCUACUCUGUGGGCGAAAGCGACCGGGAGACCUGA
Menidia menidia (Atlantic silverside) is the source of this 1884-nucleotide messenger RNA. The record is from the annotation of a GenBank genome assembly. NCBI's taxonomy places the organism in Eukaryota, Metazoa, Chordata, Actinopteri, Atheriniformes, Atherinopsidae.